AGCUCGAACAGAGACGAGCACCGUGAACGAGGUGCUCCGUUUUUCGGUACAUAUUGUCGCUAUUUAUUUGUUUUGAUGGGUUAAUAUAACAGAAAACCAGGACAAAUAUUAUCCAAAACCUUCAUAAACCGGGAAACUCGACAUGGAAUGACACAUUUUCACCGGAGGGGACUUUUAACAUCGUCUUGUGAUCCUUCGCCGGUUGUUUUGGCACAUUGGUAUCCUUUCUGAUGUGCACCUGUUCCGGCCAGUUUCUGACCCGCAGACAGCCUCAACACGGAGCGUCAGAUCGACCAAUCUACUACUGAGAUGGCCCGCGCAGAGACCAUCGAGAACGUUGGGGAGACUGGAGGAAGAGGAGGAAAUGACCCUCUUCCUCGCCACCACAUCUGCAGCAUGGAGCUGCCCCGCCCCUUCUACAACUGUCCCGGCCUGCUCACCACUACAGCCUUCAGCUCUGGGACCGCCACACACCGCCACCGCCACAACAACUACCACCUGCCCCCUCUGCAGGCUCUCUAUCUGUCGUACCCGCUGCCUUACCCCCACCCGGAGGACCAGGACGAGGCCCGGACUCACCAGCGGUCACCUGCGUUGUCGCCCACGCCUCCACGUUCGCCACUCUGCAAUCGGAGGGAAGGGAGGGGCAGAGCCGGGGUAGCACCCAGUGCCUUUACAGGAGAGCAGUCAGCAUCGCACAGAGAUGAGCGUCAGGACGCAUCCAGCCGGCAGGGACCUCUACCGGACCUGCUGCCCCAGAACGAGCUCCCAUCCUGGGCUUCCCCACGUCGCAGAGCCCCCGGAGAAGAGGCGGCGCAGGAGGUGGAAGUCAGGAGAGUGGCCGACCAGCUGAGGGCCAUUGGAGAUGAGUUUAACACCACGGUCCUCCACAGAGCGCACGCCGCCCCCCAAUGGCAGGACUGGAGGGACGCCUGCCGAGGACUCCUCAACUUCAUCACCCAGACCCUCAGCACUCUCUACAGGCUCACGUAGAGAGAGACGCCUCGUCACCGGGCCGCCGGACUGCAGCUACUAGUGAACGGACUGGUCGCUGCGCUCCGUUUGAAUCCGGAGGAUUAACGCAGCCUGGAAUCAAAAACAUUUUCGUGGGGACAAAGAAUUCAAGGAGUCCAUCAGUCAGUCUGCUGGUACGGACUGCAGCUGACGGACAGACGGUCCCUUUCCUACCUGUAUAUUUUGUAAAAUCCACUUGCUUUCGCUGUCUUUGUCUCGGUUCUCAUCUCCUGUGUGUGUGUGUGUGUGUGUGUGCGUGCGUGCGUGCGUGCGCGCGUGCGUGCGUGCGUGCGUGCGUGCGUGCGUGCACGACGUGGGUCAAACGAAUAAAUUGUGUUUACUGAGAUUUCAGCACAAAAUGGGAAAAUGCAGAUAUUUCUAAAUGUCUACCACAGACGGGUCUGUUUUAAAGUGACCUGUUUUGAGAGUCUUCAUUAUCUUGUGGAGCUUUUUCAUUCAGCUUUAAUAUCAGCCACCAUUUCUAAUUUGAUUUGAAAUGGUCGAUAUUGCUCCAAAAUUCUUCCGUUUGAUUAUGUAAACAUGAUUUGACCUUUGUCUGUCGCGUCUCUGUCUUACAUACUGUGAAACUGGACGCUGUUUUUGCAUCGCAGGGAAUAAAAAGGGUGUCAUAUCCCACAGGGUGAGCCUCUCUGACUGCUUUGUUCCGUCAUACGACGACGUGCCUUUCCCCUUAGCGCUCUGUUGAGUCCCUAAUCUCCGAAACUAGGACAGUCACACGCAUUCAAAGAAACACACACACACGCUCUCCCAAUGCUUUGUUUGCAGGUGUCAUUUGCACCGCAUUCAAAUGCUCCGGCGUCAGCAUGGUCUGAGGUCAUCCGAGGACAGACAUAGCGUGAUUCUCCCGCCACGCGUUGGGCCACUGUACAUUCCUCCGUUCACCGCUGCCAGUGUUGGGAGCUGGCAGGGUCUCGACCCCCCCUCCUCCCGCGUCGACAGUGUUUGUAGUUACUUGAUCGUCUGUAAAUACUCUUUUGGAAGAUGAAUCUUAACUAAUGCGGACUUUAACAAAGUGCUGAUGAAAGCGAGCGUGUUCACCGUGUUCGGGAGAUCUUCUUUCUGAGCGGCCAGAGUUUGAAUUUAAAUCCAGUGGAUUUGAGAUGGUAUUCCAUGAGUUAAAUGAAAACAUAUAUAAUCUGGAUCUUUUGAUUGUUAAAAAAGUAUUUGAUGAUGUCUUUGUAAAAUG
Anarrhichthys ocellatus (wolf-eel) is the source of this 2221-nucleotide messenger RNA. It is a transcript of the gene bbc3, whose product is annotated as BCL2 binding component 3. The transcript has 4 exons. The coding region runs from base 310 to 993 and encodes 227 amino acids. Lineage: Eukaryota; Metazoa; Chordata; Actinopteri; Perciformes; Anarhichadidae. The record is from RefSeq and is a predicted model, not a curated record.